This is a messenger RNA of Ostrea edulis (European flat oyster), 2909 nucleotides long. Its product is annotated as vesicular glutamate transporter 1-like. The coding region runs from base 546 to 1829 and encodes 427 amino acids. Gene Ontology annotation, biological process: monoatomic anion transport; synaptic transmission, glutamatergic; regulation of synapse structure or activity. NCBI's taxonomy places the organism in Eukaryota, Metazoa, Mollusca, Bivalvia, Ostreida, Ostreidae. The transcript has 10 exons. Gene Ontology annotation, molecular function: neurotransmitter transmembrane transporter activity; L-glutamate transmembrane transporter activity. Gene Ontology annotation, cellular component: excitatory synapse; synaptic vesicle membrane. The record is from RefSeq and is a predicted model, not a curated record.
GAAACAACUUCUCGCAGUGUCUCUAAGAGCCUAUGCUUGACUGUGGGAUCUUGCUUCAUCGGCUCAAGCAACUCCUGCUGGAUCUCUUCAUCAGCUCAAGCAACUCCUGCUGGAUCUCUUCAUCGGCUCCAGCAACUCCUGCUGGAUCUCUUCAUCAGCUCAAGCAACUCCUGCUGGAUCUCUUCAUCAGCUCAAGCAACUCCUGCUGGAUCUCUUCAUCAGCUCAAGCAACUCCUGCUGGAUCUCUUCAUCAGCUCAAGCAACUCCUGCUGGAUCUCUUCAUCGGCUCAAGCAACUCCUGCUGGAUCUCGAGGAGCUUAUCCACAGAAGAACCCUCUCCUACUAUAAACAAAAUCAAUAAAAACAUAAAUUACUACACGUAGUAUGAAAUGCAUUUGUUGAUAGUAAACGACCUCUGAAACUCAGCGCAUAAGUCAGUGUUCUUUUGCAAUGGGAACGGAACCUCUCGGGACUUUUUGGUCACUGGAUGGAGUGUGGCAGAGUCACAAUACUUUCAGACAGCUUAUUUUUUCGGAUCAUUCAUCAUGCAGUUACCUGGGGGAUACUUGGCAACUCGUUUUUCACCUAGAAGAGUAUGCGGACUGUCCAUCAUGAUCAGCAGCGUCUUAAUGAUUGUGCUGCCGUUCCCGAUCCGGUAUAUAGAUAAUCCGAUUCCUGUUUUUGUCAUUCGUUUUCUACAAGGUCUAGUAGAGGGUUGGUCUGUUCCGGCGAUGAAUGGCGUUAUAUCUGCUUGGGCUCCCAAGUCUGAGAAAAGUCGAAUGGUCACCUUUGUGUAUGCAGGGGCGUAUCUGAGUCCAGCCUUGGCCAUGGUGAUUACUGGCGUGACGGCGUGUUGGAUUUCCUGGAACACAAGCUUCUUUCUCUACGGUGGACUCGGGUUUAUUUGGUCCAUCAUUUGGAUAUGUGCAAUUUACGACACUCCCGAUCUUCAUCCAAGCUUACACAAAUCGGAAGCGGAUUUAUUUGGAAAAGAGGGUGCUAAAGUCUUUAAAGGGUCAUACGGAGUGGCUCGAAAAAUUCCUUGGGGUAAAAUUUUACGUUCACUACCUGUUUGGGCCAUCAUGUUUGGAAGCUUUUGUCGAAACUGGAUCUUCUCCAUGAUGAUUACACAAAUCCCGCAGUAUUUUAAAGAUGCCUUCAGAAAGGAUAUUGCAACGAUUGGAUUCACAUCAGCCCUGCCAGAGGUUUUCAUGACCAUAGUAACAAUAUCAGGAGGCAUUCUUGUCGAUAAGUUAAUAAAGCAUCAGGUACUUUCAACCACUCAUGGAAGAAAACUGGCACAGUGCAUGGGGUUCGGAAUAGAGGCUGUCUGCUUGCUUGCAUUGCGAUUUGUGGAUAUGAGCGAAAUUGCCCUGGUGACACUCUGUGUAGGUGUGGGUUUCAGUGGGUUAGCUAUUUCUGGUUACCAGGUGAACCCACUAGAUCUCGCUCCACAGUAUGUCAGCAUUCUAACGGGCCUGUCGAGACUCGGCUCACUAGGCGCCAUUCUUAGUACUUUCGUCGCAGGAAAGUUAAGACGAGAGAACCUUGAGUCAUGGCAGUUAUUGUUCACUAUUGCUGCUUCCAUUCAUAUGGCGGGAGUGGUCUUUUAUGGAAUUUUUGCGAGCGGUGAAACUCAGACAUGGGCCACAACUGAUGAAACUAGACCACUAUUAGCCCCAACAACAAGUUCAGAAGUUAUUGAAGAAGUCGAGCAACCAACGCAGACCAAAUUUAGUGCAUCCAUGUUUAAUUACAAGAACAAACGGUAUUUGGAACAAGACUAUGAUGAAGAUGGGAUGCCAAGUUGGUUUCUGAAUACAAUAUGAAUUGUGCACAUUCUUUUCAUUAUAAAACUAUGUGUAUAUUAUUUUGGUUUGUGAUGUUGUUGGAAAUAUAUUCUGACGGACUUUAAUAGUGGAUAAUUCUCUUUGUUGUUUAUCAAUUCAUUAACUACUUAAUUUAAAAUCAGUAGUAUUUACUCUUUUCAGAAAGUCUAAUAUCCGUCAAUUUUGAAUGUCAUUGUUACUCCCUGGUAGGCUUUUGUACAAUGGAAGUCAAUAACGACAAUACUCGUAUUUGACCUUUUCAGUAGUUUUGAAUAUCGUCCGUAAAAUUUUGUGGAACUUCUCACAUCUUGUGAAAGGUGCACGCGGGUACGAAAUGUAAUGGAUUUUUAAAAAUCAGCUCGAUAUAUUGUGAGUGAAGUUUGCAAUAAAUAUUUUUAAAAUAUUAUCAAUAUUUGGAGAAUUUUAAUGUCCUCAUUAUAGUGAUCUCAAAUGUGAUAUAGUCAAAACAUGUACAGUUAUUUGUCUGUGAUGAUACCGGCAUGUUUUCCAUAUGAAUUGAAAAGUAUUUUGUUGUACCAAAGGGAUGUUGUUAGAAUCUCCCUCUCUCUCUCUCUCUCUCGCCAACCAAACCUACUGAGGACGUCCUCACAAUGUGUAGAAGAGAAUACAUAUAUUAUUCUAAAGGCAAACAAGUACUAUGGUAGGUAUAGCUAUAGGGACACCUACAAAAGUUUAUCUAAUUCUCUCUUUCGAAUUAUGAAAAAAGGUAUUUGAGAGAGAAUAUUAGUAAGGACAUGUCCUCACACCACUUGUCCCUACUAACCUAAUAUUUUGUAUCUACAUCUUUCACAUGCUGUAGAUCACAUUUAUGAGGACGCAAUUGUGAGGACAAUUUUUUUGUAGUGCAAUUCUAUUCUCACGACUUCUGUCCAUUGGUUAAAAUUUGUCCUCACUUUACACGUUUUACUGACUCUCUCUCUCUCUCUCUCUCUCUCUCUCUCUCUCUCAUUACAUUACAGUUAUGUAUGUGUAUAUCAAUGUAGAUAUCCUGAUCAUGUUUUCUGUUAUUUCAUUUAAUAUAACAUAAUAAAUACAGAAAAUAUUUAAUUCUACAAUAAA